UCAGUUUAGUUCCAACAAUCGGAGUGUCAAGCAGCUGUUGGCAGAAGGCGCAGGCAAAGACGAGCGACGACAAAAUCAAAAAUAACCAAACAGAAUUAAGCAGGCAGCAAGGCAAAGAGCCAGAGGCGCAGCAACUCACAGCCGCCAACUGUUUGAAAUUGUAUAUAUUUCUUUUGCUUAAUUUGCAUUUAGAAAUAUAGUUGAAAAACAAAAUUUUUGCCUGCGCAUGCGCUGCGCUCAAUGUGCCUAUUUAAAUAAAACAAACAGCUGCCGCUGCGAAUUUUCAAAAUAAAAGCAUAGACACACUCAAAAGCUAAAAUUUAAGAAGAGACGCAAAGUGGAGACACAAAUAUAAACAGCUAAAACUACUGUUAUGUACAUUUAAAUACUGCAACGCGUGUGUUUGUUUGAGUGCGUGCAUGCGUGCAUUGGUGUAUUAGAACGUAUGCAGAGCUGUGUAUGUAUGUGUGUGUGACAGUGACACCGAAAUACAAAAACAAAUCCUUUUUCUUGUAAUCAUUCACAAACGAAAAACCACAUAGAGGAACAAAAAAAAAACAAUAAACGCGCGUGCAUUUAGUUUGACGCGCGUUUUGUUUUACGCUUUGUUUAAUAUCUGGAAAUUACUAGUAGUAAAUACAUUGUGCAAACUGCUAAUUGGAGCGUGCUGUGCUAAUUACAUAAUUAACUGUAAAUAAUUUACGUUUUUAGACAUCUUUAAGUUCAAGUUCACACUAACGCCAUGUCGAACACAGAGAAGGGAGGCCUGCACCGAGUGCAAAAUAUGCUAUCAUGCCGUCAAGUCUUGAAUCUGCUGACAAUGCUUGGCUUUAUGCUGAACUAUGCGCUUCGAGUCAACCUAACCAUUGCCAUUGUGGACAUGGUUAUGCCAAACAUCACAUCACACAUGGCAGGCAAUUCCAGCCUAGUAGACAACACUACUCUGACGGGGAGUAUCAGCAGUAGCAGCAGCAGUGAGGGUAUCCUCAGCAACGCCACAACCAGCGAUGGCGUUGCUGUCCUCGAGGAGCGCUUUCCGUGGGACACAUACCAAACCAACUUCGUGCUUGGCUGCUUCUUCUGGGGCUAUGUCCUCACCGAGCUGCCCGGCGGUCGUCUGGCUGAACUGAUUGGCGGUCGUCGCGUUUUUGGCCAUUCCAUGCUCUGGGCCAGUCUGUUGACCCUGAUAACGCCGCUGGCGGCGCAUUUGAGCUACGUUAUGUUGAUUGUGGUGCGUGUGGCACUUGGCUUCAUGCUGGGCGCCUCCUGGCCGGCCAUACAUCCCGUGGCCGCUGUCUGGAUUCCACCCAUGGAUCGCUCCAAGUUCAUGUCCAACAUGAUGGCCUCUUCGCUUGGCGCUGCCAUUACGAUGCCCAUCUGUGGCUAUUUGAUCUCGGUCUGCGGCUGGGCCAGUGUCUUCUAUUUGACGGGCGCUGUGGGUUUGCUGUGGUCUGUGUGCUGGUUCACAUUUGUCUAUGAGACGCCCGCCACACAUCCGCGCAUCUCGGCCGAGGAGCGACGCGAAAUCGAGGAUGCCAUCGGCACAUCCACAUCCAAGAAGCGACCCAGUUAUGUGCCCUGGGGUCAGCUGCUCUGCUCGCCUGCAGUUUGGGCUAUCAUAAUAACCCACGGUCUGUCCGUGUUCGGUUUCUUCACGGUCAUCAAUCAGCUGCCCACUUUUAUGUCCAAGAUUCUGCACUUUGACAUCAAGAAGAAUGGUUUGUUCUCCUCGCUGCCCUAUCUAGGCAAAUAUGUGAUGGCGGUGGCCUCCUCCUAUCUGGCCGACUAUCUGCGUCAGAAGGGCACCUUGAGCACGACUGCGACACGCAAGAUCUUCACGACUUUCGCUCUCGUUACACCUGGUCUGCUGAUGACGGCUCAGGUUUUCCUGGGCAUGGAUGCUGCCUGGUCGGUGGCCAUCUUUACACUCGCCCUGUUCGCCCAUGGCGCUGUCACCGCUGGCUAUUUGGGCAACGGUCUGGACAUUGCACCCAACUUUAGUGGCACCAUUUUUGGCAUGGCCAAUUCCUUGUCUUCCUUUGGUGGCUUCUUGUCCACUUGGAUGGUCGGCGCGCUGACCUUUGAAAAUCCCUCGUUCCAUCAAUGGCAAAUUGUAUUUUGGAUUUUGGCCGGCACCUACAUCUCGGCCGCUGUUGUCUUUGUCAUCCUGGGCACUGGUGAGCUGCAGUCCUGGAAUAAUCCACCAGAGCGCAAAAAGAUUGGUGAUGUGGCCCAAGAGGAAGGCAUGCCGCUCAAGAACGAAAAAUAAUCAAAUGAGAUCAUUCGAGCUGAGCCAGAGAGAAAAACCCACCACAUCCGCACAAGUUAUAGUAGUUUCUACCGCACAAGAUUGAGAUUUACGGUCACAUACAGAAUUUCCACUUUAAAAAGAUUGUAUACUAAA
This is a messenger RNA of Drosophila arizonae, 2404 nucleotides long. RefSeq names its product sialin. Gene Ontology annotation, biological process: transmembrane transport; monoatomic anion transport. Gene Ontology annotation, molecular function: transmembrane transporter activity. The record is from RefSeq and is a predicted model, not a curated record. Gene Ontology annotation, cellular component: membrane. Lineage: Eukaryota; Metazoa; Arthropoda; Insecta; Diptera; Drosophilidae.